Molecule: messenger RNA, 914 nt
Organism: Cottoperca gobio
Lineage: Eukaryota; Metazoa; Chordata; Actinopteri; Perciformes; Bovichtidae
Product: 39S ribosomal protein L51, mitochondrial-like
Exons: 4
Coding region: 195-569 (124 amino acids)
Biological process (GO): translation
Cellular component (GO): mitochondrial large ribosomal subunit
Molecular function (GO): structural constituent of ribosome
Source: RefSeq, a predicted model, not a curated record
AUACGGUGCCGGCGCUGUGCAUUGUGGGACACAGAGUAAGAUGGAGGCGGCCACUAAGAGCAUGUUGAAGCCUCAAUAACAUCUAUUUGCAAGUGUUUUUUAUCUCCAUUUACGGCUUUAAUGUAUGCUUCGUUGUGUUAAUAAUUAAACAUUUAGGAGGCAGAAGAUCUCAGCUGGACGUUGAAACUGAAAUCAUGUCUGUACUGGGGGGGUUACUGAAAGCUGGAGCGUCCUUCUGUCAGACAGCCAGGACCAUUUCUACUGGGGCAUGCUGUCAGAUCAGGAUGCAUUGCAUCCCUCAGCUGAAGAAGGUGGACAGGUGGACUGAGAAGAGGAGUAUGUUUGGAGUUUAUGAUAACAUAGGCAUCUUAGGAGAAUUUAAAGCUCACCCCAAAGACGUCAUCAUUGCUCCAUGCUGGGUGAAGGCUUUCAAUGGCAACGAACUGCAGCGUCUCACGAGAAAGAAGAAGAUGGUGGGAGACCGAAUGCUGACGCUAAACAAACACAACUUGGAGAAGAGGAUAAGCUUCCUCUACAAGCGAUAUAACCGCUACGGCAAAUACCGUUAAACAAACCAUGCUGGCAAAUGCAUCUGACCAGCCAAGAAGAACAGUCGGUGUGACGUCGUGCUGUUGACAUUUUUUCUAAGUUAUAUUCAUGUGAAGAGAACGUGUGUUCCAGAGCAGCAUAUUUCCUGUACUUGUUUAUUAAUGAUUUUGCUGUCAAACACAGAAUACACGAUAUAAAAGCCUGAAAAUGGACUCGUUUUAUUCCCUACAAACGCCGUCUGCUGUCGGACGGCAACUAGUGUGUUGCUUUUGUUCUGUAGUUUGACAAAUACCACGAUUGUGUUGAAGCCAGAGGUCAAAGGUCAGCACUGGAGCUCAGGAUGAACCAAUAAAAGAAUGAAUAAA